Molecule: messenger RNA, 513 nt
Organism: Mesorhabditis spiculigera
Lineage: Eukaryota; Metazoa; Nematoda; Chromadorea; Rhabditida; Rhabditidae
Source: the annotation of a GenBank genome assembly
AUGCGGCGCCCAGUUCGAUGGCAACUCACGGCGACCCCAUCCCAGCUGCUAAAACUGCUAAACGCAUUUUUCCACAGGCUGCGCCCAGCAUCGCUGAGCUUCCGGGCGGAUUCCAGUACGGACGGCCCUGAUGUCGCAUCAGCCAGCACAAUUGGUUGGCGACGUCGAGUCGAAUUGAUGUAUCCGCCGACCAACGGGAAAACACGAACGAUCUUCAUCGAAUUCUUAAUGGCUGCUGACCGGAGCGAGGAGGAUAUGCAGCAAUUUCUGACCAGGUGCAUCCUUGGGAAACUGUGGGAUGAUCGGGACGGGCCCUGCAGCAUCUCCGUCGAGAAAAAGCCGCACAUUGGCGAGCCGGGGGAAUACGUCGCCUGCUGCCAAUUCUUCCAGGAUUCUGCGGCAACCGGCGGCCAGUUUUGGCGGUGUCCGGAUGAAGUGAGGCGAGGCCGCGACGCCAUUUCGGAGCAUUGUUACAACAGCGCCUGGCAGCAAGUGUUGGAAGCGGAUACGCCC